AGCGACAGUAACUAACUCUAGAUAUACGCAGAGGUAUAGAAGCGCCGCGGUUAUCCGGGACUCCCCUCCCCCCGGGGAAAAAAAAAAACUACUCAGAUUUAUCUGAGAUCACUUGCGCGCAACUUUUACGCAUUAAACCCGAGAUAUCUGGAGAGGCUCAGCUCAGUUCCAUCGCCUGUCUGUGUCUGCACGGAGUGAGAAAGUUUGCCCACUGCGCUGCACUAUUGAGAUUUUGACUGCUAAAAGACCGGACUGUUUUAUCAGCCGACCGUCCUUAUCUGCAAGGCAGGGAUUCCCCAUCAAGGCACAAAAGUUCAUUGGAGGAGGGUGGAAGAGAUUUGUGGACAUAACAUCUCCGCGGUACUGAGACUAACCGAAGAAGUCAUCUCCGUAUUUAUCAGUUUUCAGCCCGGAAGUAUAUUUUGGAAGAAAAAAUGUAUCAAAGCCUGGGUUUGUCUUCCAAUCCGUCCCCUUACACACACGACACCGGGAAUUACAUCCAUCCCUCGGCCAGUUCCCCUGUCUACAUCCCCUCCACCAGAGUCCCUGCCAUGCUGCCCACCCUGCCCUACCUGCAAACCUGCGACUCGCCCCAUCAGUCUCACGGCCUCAGCGGUCACCACGGCUGGCCCCAGGCCGGCACAGACGGCUCUUCCUUCACGCCCAACAGCCCCCACCCUACGCACGGAUUCUCCUACUCGCACAGCCCGCCUGUGAGCGCGAACACCGGGCGAGACGCGACCUACCAGAGCCCACUGGUUCUCGGAAACGGAGCUCGGGCGGAUCAGUACGGAGGCACUCUGGUGCGUUCGGUCGGAGGAUCCUACUCCAACCCGUACGCCUAUAUGAGCCCGGAGAUAGCGACGUCCUCCUGGACGCCAGGACAUUUUGAAAGCGGAGUGAUCAGUCUGCAGGGCCGUCAGGGAUGUCUGUCCGGGAGAAGAUCCAGUCUGGACCUGAUAGACGACAUGCCCACAGAGGGCAGGGAGUGCGUCAACUGCGGCUCCGUGUCGACGCCGCUGUGGCGCAGAGACGGUACUGGUCACUACUUGUGCAACGCCUGCGGCCUCUAUCACAAGAUGAACGGCAUCAACAGGCCUCUCAUCAAGCCGCAGAAACGACUGCAGACCACAUCACGCCGGGCCGGCUUGUGCUGCACUAACUGCCACACCAGCACCACUACACUGUGGAGACGCAAUGCUGAGGGAGAGCCUGUCUGUAACGCCUGUGGCCUCUACAUGAAGCUGCAUGGGGUGCCCAGACCUCUGGCCAUGAAGAAAGAAAGCAUUCAGACAAGGAAGCGCAAACCCAAGUUGCCCAAGAAUAAAACAUCCACAGGAUCUGUCACCUCUGACACCAGCUCCCCAACCUCCCUAUCAGUCUCAGAGCAUGCUUCCACUAUUAAGAGUGAGCCCAGCAUGGCCCCAUCACCCUAUACUGGACAGACUGUCACAUCUGCAAGUCAGACUGCUUCUCAGUUGGACAGCACAGGCUCAGGACAUGUGGACAUUAAAUAUGAGGAUUUUCCUUUCACGCCAACCUCCAUGGCCCCACAGAAUUCCUGGUGUGCGCUGUCUCAAGCAUGAGCAAACUCAGCUACAAGAACAAUAUUAACCUAAUUUGGCUUCAUCAAUAAGGCCAUCUCUCCAUCCUGAAAUUUCUUCUCAAUGGCUCUGAAGCUGAGGAGGGACCACAUAAUAUCGGUAUCAAAAGAAGCUGCACAAGAUCAGCCCAAGGACACCUGACAUAUUGUAGCACUCUGUGGCUCUGUAACUGAAGGAUAAACGGCUCACCUGGACUCCAUUUUUAAAGGAUGUAUGCGAGUUGUUCAAAGACUCUGGACUGACUAUUCUAAACUCAUAUCCAGCAACCGUAUUUCCUCAGAGGAACAACUACUACCUAUUGCUAAGAGAUAUUGCUAUUUUUGAUGAUACUUUACACAGCAAACCAAUGCAAGGACAGUCAAGUGGAAUUCUAUGAGCUAUAACCCCUUUUUAUAACUGACAUCCAACUUCAUAUGGGUCAUUUGUUGCUUCAGUAUGAAAUUCUCAGAAGGGGAAGCAAAGUGCAGAAGCAAAAAGACUUCACCUGGACUGGGAGUUUGACUCUUAUCUCUCACAACUUUACAGUUUCAGUUUCAUUCACUGUGUAGUCCAGUUUGGUUUGGUUAAAGCACUACAACUACUUGGUUAGGUAUGGGCACAAAAACUUAUGGUUAGCAUUGUAUACAAACUAUUUGGUUUGUAUAUGGUUAAGCAGUUAAGCAGUUAACCAAGUUACAGUUUGACCAAGAUCAUACUUUUUUACAGCUAGAAAAAAAGCUCCAUUCUUUAGGUUUCUAGGGUUCCACAUUUUCUAUAGGUGACAUCACCUGGGUACAUUUUAUAUGCAAUUAUUCACAUAGCUGUUAGAUGCUACUUAUCUUUUAAAACAUGACUAAGGUUCAUAACUUGCAAAGAUAACCUAACCAGUUGUUUUCAGGGAACAGUUUGAUCAUAUUUUCCUUGUGUUAAAAUGUCAUCCUCACAGCCUCACUGUUGUGUGUGGGGUUUCCAUGAACAUGUUUUCAUGUUAUUGUCACUGCAAGAAAGAAAUCCAGAAAAUGCCUUUAUGACUGUUGAGCAUGUCUCAUUCCCUUGUUGAUAAUUAACUUUUAUAGGCACAUUAUUUGUGUUGAGAUAAGGACAGUUAAAAGUCAUUGUAGACACUAAAACCAGUCAGUUAUGGCCCACUGUUCCCUUGUAGUAUGGCUGUUGUGUUGUAUGUGUCUAAGUGAUGAUGCUUAGAUUAUGUUAGAUUUGUUUUUACAAGGAACAGAAGAUAUAAAAUGCAUCCUGAAAGAAGUGUUUGAAAACCAGGACCAGUUAUUUCAGUUCUGACAUAACUAAAUACGAGGAUUUUUACUGCUCUAAAAUUUCAUCUUAAUGAAAGUGCAAUUACUCUUUUUUUUUCCUUCAAAAGUUGAAGACAAAA
Molecule: messenger RNA, 2973 nt
Organism: Archocentrus centrarchus (flier cichlid)
Lineage: Eukaryota; Metazoa; Chordata; Actinopteri; Cichliformes; Cichlidae
Gene: gata5
Product: GATA binding protein 5
Exons: 7
Coding region: 435-1586 (383 amino acids)
Biological process (GO): positive regulation of transcription by RNA polymerase II; cell fate commitment; negative regulation of transcription by RNA polymerase II
Cellular component (GO): nucleus
Molecular function (GO): RNA polymerase II cis-regulatory region sequence-specific DNA binding; DNA-binding transcription factor activity, RNA polymerase II-specific; zinc ion binding
Source: RefSeq, a predicted model, not a curated record